Molecule: messenger RNA, 1704 nt
Organism: Kwoniella mangroviensis CBS 8507
Lineage: Eukaryota; Fungi; Basidiomycota; Tremellomycetes; Tremellales; Cryptococcaceae
Exons: 7
Coding region: 1-1704 (567 amino acids)
Biological process (GO): sucrose catabolic process; maltose catabolic process
Molecular function (GO): sucrose alpha-glucosidase activity; alpha-amylase activity; glucan 1,4-alpha-maltotriohydrolase activity
Source: RefSeq, a predicted model, not a curated record
AUGUCUCAACCCAACGGCCAUCUAGUUGCAGAUGAUCCGAACUGGUGGAAACAAGCUGUAGUCUACCAGAUCUAUCCUCGAUCCUUCGCUGAUGCCAAUGGAGAUGGUGUUGGAGACUUGAAAGGUAUUACCAGUCGAGUGCCCUACCUGAAGGAUCUCGGGGUAGAUGCUAUCUGGCUGAGCCCUUUCUAUCCUUCUCCGUUGAAAGAUGGUGGAUACGACGUGUCGGAAUACCGGGAUGUUGAUCCUCGCAUCGGAACCUUGGAAGACUUCGAAGAGAUGACUUCUGUUUGCAAGGAUGCGAACAUCAAAGUCAUCAUCGACAUAGUCCCCAACCACUGUAGUGAUGAACAUCCGUGGUUCCAGGCUGCUCUCAACUCUGCGCUAGGCUCCAAAGAACGAGCAAGGUUCCACUUUCAUGAUGGCCUCGGUCCUGACAAGACUCAACCACCAGCGGACUGGAUGGCCACUUUUGGUGGACCCAUGUGGACACCUACCGGCAAGAAUGACGGUCAAUUCUACCUUCACAUGUAUGAUGCUGCUCAACCAGAUCUGAAUUGGUCUAAUCCUGAAGUCCGAGACGAUUUCCUGAAGACGUUCCGUUUCUGGGGUGAUAGAGGAGUAUCAGGUUUCAGAAUCGAUGUCGCAACUGGAAAUAUGAAGGAUCUCAGCGAUCUGACUAUCCCAUGGGACGAGCUCAAGCAACGAAGAGCAAACAAGAGCAAACCCGGGAACGAACACAUCGAUCAUCCCAUUUUUGAUCGUGAUGAGAAUUUCGAGCUGUACAAAACUUGGAGACAGGUCUUCAAUGAGUACAACCCUCCUUUAACUGCUGUUGCGGAAGCGUUCGUGUCACCUUCCAGAAAACGUCACUAUGCUUCACCAGAAGGCCUAGGACAAGUCUUCUCUUUUGACAUCCUUCUCUCCAACUUCAACAUCAAAAACUACAAACAGAGUAUCGAACGUCAAAUCAGAGAAGCCAAAGAAGAUGGUUCCAGUACCACCUGGGUAUUUUCGAAUCAUGAUAUGAUCCGACAUCAUACACGUUAUGGUCUACCUGAUAUCGAUCCUAGCAACCUAUUCACCUUCAGAAAAGGGUUCCUCAAGUUCCUCGAAACCGAUGGGAAGGAUCCUGCAGUCGAUUGGCCAACUGGUCUGAGAAGGGGACGGGCCGCUACACUCAUGAUUCUCGCUCUUCCAGGUUCCACAUACAUCUACCAAGGAGAGGAACUUGGUUUGCCCGAAGCAGCAGCCAUCCCCGAGGAUCAAUUGCAAGAUCCCUACUACUUCCGUCACGGUCGAUCAGACAAAGGUCGAGAUGGGUGUCGAGUUCCGUUACCAUGGACCAAGGCAGGUAUCAACUUUGGAUUUGGAUCUGGCAAACCCGCCCACCUGCCGCAACCAGAGGAGUUCGGGGAGUUCUCAGUGGAAGCUGAAUUACCUGAUCCAAAGUCCACUCUGAAUAUGUAUCGUAAAGCACUCGUGAUACGACGUGAUCUUCAGACUAAGGAGGAGAUGUCUUGGUAUGACCAUGGAUUAGGUGAUCAACUUUUAGCCUUUGAGAGACCAAAUGGCUGGAUCACUAUGAUCAAUGGAGGAAAGACAAGCGUUCCUUUGCCGCAAGGAAAAGUGUUGAUAGCUUCAGGAGAUUUGAGCGAGGGCACAUUGCCAGGUGAGACCACUGUGUGGAUUAAGAGGGCGUAA